UUUGGAGAUCUCUUCCCCUGCCGGCGGGGGCGGGGACGGACGGACGAGGGGUGUCUCAGGAGUUAGGGGCCUCCCCCACCCCGGUCAGGGGCUGAACAGCCGCCCUCCCCGGGGGGGGUCUCUCCGCGCGGGCUAUGCCCCAGCGCUGGGGCGGGGCGCGUUCUCCCAGCUCCCCCCACCGGGCCUGGGCAGGGAGCUUCGGGCCCGGCACAGACUCAGCCUGGCACGCGGCCGCUUUUCCAAGAAGCUUGAGCCGCGCGCGCUGCCGUCCGGGCCCCGCCAGCCGAGCCCAGGAGGUGAGGGCGGCGCGCCCCGGCUCCGUCGGUCCCGGGCACUCCCGCAGCGGGUCGGAGCAGGCCGGCUUCCUCGCCUGCACCCUGCCAUGUCCGCCCUCGCCAAGGCCUCCGGCGCCCUCAAGUGUUUGUUUCAGAAUGAUGAUGUCUAAUAAUCACAUGAUGUGGAAGUUUGGUCUCUGCAGCUCAGAUCCCACCCAAGCUUCUCCACCAGUUCUGAACCUGCAGCAGGAGCAUUACAAUUCAAAAGAAAGGCAGAAACUCAGAAAACAAGAGGACACGUUUCACAGAGUGGAAAUAGCUAGAAUACUGUAGUUUCUGAAAAUAUUGACCUAUGUUUAAUAUUAAACAUUAAGCUUUUUCAGUAUAUGGUUAUACUUGUAAAACAGCUGAAAGAGGAAAUGGCUGAAGGACUUAGAGGAUAACAUAUGUCUUGAAUUUAGUGACAUCAUUCAUUCUACCCAGUCAGCUCUGGUCUAUCCCAGGUACUCUGGGCUCCUGUGCUGAGUUGCCACUCCAUCAGAUAUAUCGUCCAUUGCUUUGUGCUAAGUUAUUGUUAACUUGGAAGUGCGAAUCUAUGUCUGUGUGUGAUUGAAAGUCAUGACAUCCUCCCUUGCCUGCUUUAUAUUGAGUAUUGAGUAUUGAGUGUUUUGUGUGAGGAAACGACGAGUCUAUGCCUCUCUUAUAUUUUGAUGCUUUAUCUGCAGGCCAAAUAUAACCAAAUAGACAAUUUAAAAAUUCUCUUUGUUACAGUUUAACAGAUGCGACUGAAGACAGUAGAACACUGAAAUUGUGCUGAUAGUGUCUAAACAGGAACAGUUCUCCAGUGAACUAAUCAAUAAUGACUGUUCAUUCAUAGCAGCCUAGGCCAGCCCAGUUAAGUGUAUAUGAAGUAUACUAAAAUGUAGUCCCCAGAGGCUAAUAGCCAAAUCUGAGUGCAGUAUAUGCAACUGGAUAAAGAUAUAUAAAGAGAGAGCCUCUAUGCAUACUCUGGUAUAUUAGUGUAUUAUUGAGCCACAUGUAAAACAGAGUGGAAAAUUUUCAGCUAUAUCUUUGAAAACUGCAUUAAAGUUUACAAUUGUGGUGAGUCUGACUAUACUCUGCAGUGCAGCAUGUAAACAUGAAAUGCAUGCUUGCACACAGAUUGUUUCUCCUCGAUUGAUUUAGAAAAGAUGUAGAUAGUUAAAAUACCUGUGAUAUCUAUAUUUAUACAACUGGUGUCUGAGAAGUAGAAGAACAUGUGUUGGUGAAUAUUGAUUGACUUAUUCCACCCAAAGAAGAAAGAGUAAUUCUUAGCUGGAUUUCAGAGAAGUGGACUUCCUAUUCUGUGCAGUUUUGUGGUUUUAAAACAUGUAUAUUUAAAGAUACACAUAUGUUACUUAAGUUUGAGAGAGACAGAUAAUACAGAAUGGCAAAACUUAAAAAAUAGUGGAGAUAAACUGAAGUGGCUGAAGCCAGCUCAGGAAGUGAAUAAGUGACAAACAGUCAGCAUAAAUUCACAAUAAUAAUGUAUUGCAAAAAGAGUCAUAUUAACAACCUGAACAAUUAACUGGACUUCAAUUUUUAUUGCUACCACAGUUCCCUCUUCUUCAAGUGUUUUGUUCUUCGUUUACUUCUCAAGGCAAGUUGCUAAUUAUUUUGACAGUUUGCUUGAAGAUGGGAUGUCAUAGCUCCUUAAGGAAGUCUAACAAAUUCAGAAGUGCUUUAACAAAAGAUGAAGUUCUUACAGGCUUUUGUUUUUUGUUGCCAGUGUUAUUUCUUCAAAAUGGCAGCUAUAGGGUGAUGUGGAAGACCCUUGACCUCUGCACAAGAUGAUAACAUAUGUUGAAAAUUCUUAAAAUGGAGAGUGUAGAUUUUUUGUCUUCUCCCCCAAAUGGAACCAUCAAUAGGUUCUGACAUAGCAUGAGAAAACUAUCCCAAAGAAGCUAUACUGCUACUUGCCUUAUUGCCUGCGGUGUAACUUGGAAGUGGCGUCAAGGGAUGAUGUUAUGAUAAACACUGAUAAGCACAAGGGGGAUAAGUCUCACUUUUUUGUUGAAAAAUUGUCUGCUUCUGCUGCAAGUCCAGAACCGGCAGGAAAAUCCUGAUGUUUGGGUAGGUGCAUUAAUAUCUACAGAUACUUUUUAGGAAGAGUUGUCUUUAAGAAAGUUGUGGAAAUGAAACUGGGGCUUUAAGACUACUCAUGCACAAUGUGUGUGUGUCAUAACUGCUGGUGCUGAAUAUACUAUGUGUAUUUUUUGUUUUAUUUUCCA
Caretta caretta (loggerhead turtle) is the source of this 2545-nucleotide messenger RNA. RefSeq names its product acylphosphatase 2 (gene ACYP2). The record is from RefSeq and is a predicted model, not a curated record. Gene Ontology annotation, molecular function: acylphosphatase activity. NCBI's taxonomy places the organism in Eukaryota, Metazoa, Chordata, Testudines, Cheloniidae.